Molecule: messenger RNA, 2314 nt
Organism: Xenopus laevis (African clawed frog)
Lineage: Eukaryota; Metazoa; Chordata; Amphibia; Anura; Pipidae
Gene: ccdc81.L
Product: coiled-coil domain containing 81 L homeolog
Exons: 16
Coding region: 157-2184 (675 amino acids)
Source: RefSeq, a predicted model, not a curated record
AUCUAGAUCAGGGGGUGGGACGAGUGCGCGCAUGUGACGUCACGCACAGCAACCGGGAGCGACCUUGGCGCAUCUUAGUUACAGGCGCGUCCCCGAAAGGAGAGGGAAGAAGACAGGAGCAUACGGGCAACCGGGUUCUCCACCCAAGUCUGAAAGAUGCUGGAUUUUUUGCUCGAGUCCAGCAGGAGCGGCUUUCCUACCCUCCCCAAACUCACAGAGGAUGAGGUCAGCUCCAUAUGGGCGAGUGUCUCCGAAUUUAUUUCACAUCAAAUGGCUCUGCAGAAGGGAGUCCAUAUCUCGGGACUUGGAACAUUUACUCUGUCGAGGCACACACUGAAUGUGGGUAACAACAAAUCCAUUGUCAUUCAGCGGCCCGUGUUUCUUUUGUCUGAAAAAGUUACUCAGCUUCAUGGUCUCAAGUACAACAAAAUAUUCACAACUGGAGAUAUUCCCAUCGGGCCACUGAACUUUAUGACACUGUCGUUUGGCAGCUCCUUCAGCAGAGACAUCAUCGAGGGCUGUGUGAGAGAAACCCUUAGUGCUUUCUCACGCUCCAUUGCUACCAAGCAAAAUGUAGAGUUUAAUUUGAAGGGAAUAGGGGCCCUCGUUAUCAGAGACCUCAAAGCCAAAAUGAAGUUUUACAAGGACUUUAUUAAUUCUAUGGAUGGAACCGGAAAUCUUGUCAAAUCCCUUGCAAAUAGACCUGGAACGUGUGAUUCAGUCAUGUCAGAAAGAGACAGUCCUGUUCAUCGGCCCCGGACAUGCAGCACUCUCCUCUUCCCGCAAAUUGAAGGAAAGGGGGAAGGCCACACGACAACAAUGGAAACAAUUGCAGAGGAGAAUGGAGACCCAGAAUGCUUAGGAGUGAUACCAAGCCCAAGAGAAGCAGCGGAGAAAGAACAUGAGGGAGAAGAAGACAAUACCAGCAGAAGAGAUGUUUCAUCACCGAAGCGCCUAGUCAACAGACCGUGUAUUGUGCCUGCUAAAGUGACCGGCAUUAGUCUGGACAUGGAGAGAAUCAUGAAACCAAAAACUGCUCCAGAAAGGCUGGGGACAUCACUUUCUGCUAGUUUUCCAAAAGCUGUUACUGAAGGAGGCAACAACACAACUAGUUUGCUGGGAAUAAGAGUUCCUCCACCUGGGACACCAUGCCUGGAUCACUGCCGAGCUGGGCAGGAACUUUGCUACCUGUGUAUGCAACGAGCCCAAAAGAACAUCCCCGUGUACUUUACAGAAGAGAGGAGACUGAAAGAGCAGGAGGAACAGCGAAUACUGCAAGAGUACCAGCAAAUGAAAGACCAGGAAGCUUUGCUCAAAUUCCAGCUGGCUUCCCUUGCAAACAGAAAAGAGUACGAGAAAGAUGCCGCCUAUAACAUGGGAGUAGCCGAAGCUGUGAGAAAUGAAAAGAAUAAAAGAAACACUGAUUUCUAUAAAUCCUACUUUUUUCAGAAAAGGCCUCUGACACCCCCAGCACUUCUCAAGCAAGGGCAAUGCUACCAGUCAUUGACAAAGCAAAUAGCAGAGAAAAAAUCCAAAGAGUUGACGUUAAAACAGGACAAGGAUCUGCUGGACAGACUGGAACGAGUGCAGCUUUCAGAGGAGCUAGCUGCUCAGAGGGCUAAAUUCCUCAAAGAGAAGAAUGAACAAGUACAGAGCUAUAAAUCUGCAUUGGAUACUCAGAUAACAACACAAGGGAAAAUGAAGCCGACUUUUUUACUGUCCUCUGAGCCUGACACAAGAGAACCAGUGUUUGGUAGGAAUGACAUGACCAACGAGAAACUGGCCGAGAAGAGGCAGAGAGCCCUGGAGGUGUCCAAGCAGCAGCUUCAAACAUCAACAGAGAGUAAACGGCUGGUCGUACUGAAUGAACUGCUGAAGCAGAGGCAGGAGGAGGACAUGCUGCUCAAGUCAAAGCAACAAAUGCUGUCUGAUAGAGCAGAGCAGUAUAACAAGAUGUACCGUAUACAAAAGACGCUACAAGAUGAGUGGGCCAAGAGCGCCGAGCUGAAACGGCACAAGGACAACAAGGAGGAGAAGUUCAUCCAAGCUGGAAGUCACCUGCUCCUGGAUCAGUUUGACAUGUAUCGCCGAUGCUUCCAGUGUAAGAGACGCACAUCAAAUCGCGGGGAAUCCAAUAUAUGGAGCGAGUCCCGAUAUAUCCCAGGAGCCAGGAUAUUCAUUUGAAAAUGACCCAAACAUUUUUGUCAGAAUGUGCUAAAUUAUGGGGCAGAUUUAUCAAGAGUUGAACUGAAAAUUCGAAUUUCGAGUUAUUUUUUGUGUACUUCGACUGGGGAAUAGUCCAAAUUUGAUUAAA